GAAAGAGCCCCCUCUCAAGAGGCUUGUUUUUGAACUUCUCUCAAUAAACCCUGAGAAAGUAACAGUGCUUCCUGAAACCAUCAAGAAAGAAAAUGUCGGUGACAUUGCAUACAGAUGUAGGUGAUAUUAAAAUAGAAGUCUUCUGUGAAAGGACACCCAAAACAUGUGAAAAUUUCUUGGCUCUUUGUGCCAGUAAUUACUACAAUGGCUGUAUAUUUCAUAGAAAUAUCAAGGGUUUCAUGGUUCAAACGGGAGAUCCGACAGGUACUGGAAGGGGAGGUAACAGUAUCUGGGGCAAGAAGUUUGAAGAUGAAUAUAGUGAAUAUCUUAAGCACAGUGUUAGAGGUGUUGUAUCUAUGGCUAAUAAUGGCCCAAAUACUAAUGGAUCUCAGUUUUUCAUCACCUAUGGGAAGCAGCCACAUCUGGACAUGAAAUACACAGUAUUUGGCAAGGUGAUAGAUGGUCUGGAGACUCUAGAUGAACUGGAGAAGUUACCCGUAAAUGAGAAGACAUAUCGACCUCUUAAUGAUGUACACAUUAAGGACAUAACUAUUCAUGCCAACCCAUUUGCCCAGUAGCUAUAAUAGACCUGGACAAAUAUUUGGCAAACUAUUCAAGGAACACACCUAUUAUGGUUUACUCAGUUUUAAUUAUGUCAAAAAUUGCAGCUUGUUUAUAACUAAGAUCUUCCGUGAGUUGCUCGUAGCAAGAGGGGCCAAACAGUGUUUAGUCCUAUUUUUAGAGCAUAUUCUAUGACUGUUAUCUAAUGCAUUUCUUUAAUUAAAAAAAAAACCCUGUGUUUAA
Capra hircus (goat) is the source of this 804-nucleotide messenger RNA. RefSeq names its product peptidyl-prolyl cis-trans isomerase-like 3. Gene Ontology annotation, cellular component: catalytic step 2 spliceosome. The coding region runs from base 93 to 578 and encodes 161 amino acids. Gene Ontology annotation, molecular function: peptidyl-prolyl cis-trans isomerase activity. The transcript has a single exon. NCBI's taxonomy places the organism in Eukaryota, Metazoa, Chordata, Mammalia, Artiodactyla, Bovidae. Gene Ontology annotation, biological process: protein peptidyl-prolyl isomerization; protein folding. The record is from RefSeq and is a predicted model, not a curated record.